AACAGUCAAUUUUUUCUAGUUUUUUCUUCAUCAUCUUCAUCUCUUGAUCACUCUGGACUCUGGGUACCUGGGUGCGGCGGUUAGUCGGUGCCGAAACUGGUGUCUCAAGAUCAUAACUCAGCUUCAUUAAUAGGAAUCCGGCACUCAGAAAAUCCGUCUGAUUGGAUCAGAACCUACACUCACGGCGCAUUCAAGUAGAACAUGGCAGAGAAACGUACGGUGACAGCUCGCGGCAAAUUUUAUAAUCUUAGCCAGCAUCUAAGGUCCGAGACGUAUACUAAAACUAUCAUUGCCACAAUAAAUUCGGGCGAAGAGCAUCGCCUGAUUGACCCACGACGUUCCCCAGCGGAGCAUGUGUACCGUACGGAUUGUCCUCAUGUAUUCCAGCUAAGUAGACGAAAAACCAUAACGACAGUGAAAACAUCGCCGAUGGGACAAUCUUCAACCUCGAUGGAAGGAAAGCAGUUGAUCCUAGACGAAUUGAUCGUUCAUUUAAGUGAUUCGGUGUACGAAAUGUAUGCCAACUGGACCAUGACAUGGGAGUUUGGGAUUCAGGCUGCCGGACGAUUCCAGAUCAUUAGUCAGGCUACUAUCACUCCGCACAUCGACCCGAUCAAGUGGAAGACUAUUGUUGUGGGUAAAGCGGAGGACACACAAGGAUUGCUUACAAAAUAUUAUCCUAAUAACGCACUAGACUUCAUUGUAACGUGGUCCCGUGAAGAGUCGUCACCCGUAUUGAAUAGCACUCAACGCGAAUUGAAUGAUCUGAAGAGAGCAAUGUCGCAAAUGCAGACGGCUAUGCUUGAAAGUUUCAACUGUCCCUCAAUUGACAUCACUCGUUUGGUAUUUCAUUCGAAACGCAGCGGAACUAUCAAACAUCUUUGUCCAGGCCACUCAGAAGAAUAUUCUGAAACUCAAGAUACGGAUAAUUCACAGCCUAAAGAUCAGGUAGCGAAACCUAAUGAAGGGCUAUUUCGGGACGAUUCCGACGAGGAGUGGGACAGUGAUCCAGAAGAUGUUGAACCCAAAAAGGCUGAAGAUCUGAUCUUUUGUCACAAACUCAGAGCUCUGUAUUUCGCACCCCUGCGAUCCACAUACCGAGAAUACUGCUUGCCGUAUGUUGCAGAAUUCAGGCAGGCCAUCACAGAGCACCGUAGUCCAUGGCCUGAGUGGGCCAAAGCUCACUGCACCCCUCAUAGAGUGGUACCAGGUUUCAAAACACUGACAAGCCUAAAGAGUCUGUACCGACUAGCUGAUAUGUUGAUCAUCCCAGAACUCAAAGCUAUAUGCCACAAACAAAUUGUUGACAGCCUAGAGCCAAAUAUUGUAUUCACUGAAGUCAAGAGCUCAGUCUUUCAGCAGCACGAGGAAUUGCGCGUGGAAGCUUAUAAGAUGAUGCGUAAGAAUUGGCAGACAUAUUGUGCCUUAGACAUCGUUCCCUUUAUCACUAAUUUGCCACAAGAGGAGUCUUGGCUUGUCUUUAACCACAUUCUUAACAAUCUUGCUCCCAAAACCCUUCUCAGUAACUCAUCUAUUGUGAAAGCUGGGUCCCGGGGGGCAUGAAAACACGAUAUAUUCAUAGCUGAGCAAACCUUACAUGCAUCUAUAAAAUGUCUGAUUGUCGAUCACCAUCUUUCCUUUAUGUCAUGUUCAUAUCACAUGAGAAAACAAAUUAAGUAUGAUUUCUGAAAGCAUUAUCAAGCAGGUGUACAUAGAUAUGUAGUAUUACUCUUUCUGAUCAGGUCAAGCAACAUUUAUCAAUACUACCUUGUUUUUGGUUGUGUAUGUUCUCUUGAAUUACAGUCAUCAACUAUUAUGUCAUCAU
Melampsora larici-populina 98AG31 is the source of this 1825-nucleotide messenger RNA. RefSeq lists its product as uncharacterized. The transcript has 7 exons. Bases 202 to 1563 code for a protein of 453 amino acids. Lineage: Eukaryota; Fungi; Basidiomycota; Pucciniomycetes; Pucciniales; Melampsoraceae. The record is from RefSeq and is a predicted model, not a curated record.